Molecule: messenger RNA, 1146 nt
Organism: Xylaria bambusicola
Lineage: Eukaryota; Fungi; Ascomycota; Sordariomycetes; Xylariales; Xylariaceae
Exons: 4
Coding region: 1-1146 (381 amino acids)
Source: RefSeq, a predicted model, not a curated record
AUGACAUCUGAAGAAGAGCCAGUCCCGCAGGAACCGGCUACCGUGCCCUUCACUAGCCAAACGAUCCCUCGUACUCUGGCCACCAUCUCUGAAACAAGGGAUGAAGCGGAGGCCACUGGGACAAAAUUUCAUCAGAACGCCGACCUUCAAGUCAUUAUCAAGACGACCGACAUUAACCCCAUCAUCUAUUUGGCCUGUGCGUCUGCGCUUGCUUGUGCCUCUGUGGUUUGGCGUACCAUGGUAUAUCAUGAUGAUACAUAUGUAGAUGACGCAUAUCGAGAUUCCAAAAAAGGUCAAGUCCAAACAAUAAGGCUUGACGGCGACCCAGAAGCCAUUGGGCUUCUUUUUCACAUAAUUCACUACGAAUUCAACCACGUUCCUGAAAAUCCUACGCUUGAUCAACUAUUCGAGCUCGGGAAAAGUGCAUGCCAGUUUAGAUGCACCCAUAUUCUCUACCCUUGGGCUGCACAGUGGACCACAAAACUGUCUGAAUUCGCUUUUGAUGAUAACUGUUAUUCGAAAUGUCACAAAGCUCUAUAUGUUGCCUGGACAUUCGGGGAUCUAAAGUUGUACCGAGACAUGGUGGACGCGCUGAUCGUAUCCACCGAGAUCAACACGGAUGGCAAGAUUGUGAAUAUCUCGGGCAUGCCAUUAGAAGAUAUGCUGAUACCUUGCGAUCUUCUCGACAUCAUCACUACGACUCGAGCUUCGACCAUUAAGAAGAUACUCGACGUGAUCAAGAAGCCUAUUCACGACCUCACAUAUGGAAAACAAGGUCAGAAGAGUACAUACUGCAAAGUAGGGAAAGAUAGCCAAGGAUGUGAAAUUAUGAUGCUAGGCUCAACGAUCCCAGCACUGACUCAAGCGGGACUUUUUCCUACUCCGGAGCCUGAGAAAUUCACUGGCAGUAUCGUGCAGCUUAAGGAAAAAGUUGAGAAGAUCAAGACGAUUCCAUAUGUCGGCAAAGAAUGGGCGCCGCAUAUGUCGCAUGAAGGCUGCAACCUUGGCUUUCGAGACUCCGUAACAGUCUGCCUGAACGACAUGGAAGUUCCCUUAAGUUCGAGCAUUAUGAGCUGGAUAUCUAAUCAGGCUAAAACGUGCGGUGUUGAGCCUACAAGAGAACUAGAAGAAUGGCAGAGAAAGUAG